CUUCACCAGAAUUUUCUCAGAAUCAGAUGCAACCGCCAGUCAAGGCUCAGUGGUAUGUUGGUUUGUAUUAAGCCCAUCAGAUGUUUGGGGGUGAAUGUAAAUGGGAGGCUUUACACAGAAGAUGAAUCAGUACCCAGUGCAAGAAGGCAGGUGUCAUCUCUAUAGGUGUGGAGGUGUCGUCUCUAUUUAUUUAUGGAAGUUGUCAUCCCAGUAUGUGGCAUAUAUCAUCCCUACGUGUGGCAGAUGUCAUCUCUGUGUGUGGAGGUGUCAUCUCUAUUUAUGAAAGUUGUCGUCCCUAGAAGUGGCACAUGUCAUAUCUAUAUAUGUGGCAGAUGUCAUCCCUAUGUGUGGCAGAUGUCGUUUCUAUAUGUGGCAGACAUCAUCUCAAUAUAGGACUAUUUAUUACCAACAUACAAGCUGGCAAAUUGAAAAACUCCAAACACUAUCAUUAGUACCGGUAACCGAGAUCUUUCAGCAGAUUGGCAACUUUUUUUGUCAUCCAGUUCCAGGCUAUGAUUUUAGUGAAUGGAUAGCUUUAACAAAAAUAGGCUGCUGUGUUAGCUAUAAUGAAGUGACAAGUCACUCUAUUCAAUUACUCCUUAAACCAGAAAACAUUUUUAAAAUAACACAUUAUAUAUAUAUAUAUAUAUAUAUAUAUAUAUANACACUGUUUAUUAAGUACAAGACAAUUCUUAUGGGUUAUUAAAAAAAAACACCUCUCCAUAUUGUGGUUAAGUGGUUUUACUGUAAUAAAAAGCUAAAGCCAGUAGAACAGCGCCACCUGUGCUGUAAGACAACUCUCUGUCAUCCAAGUUUCACAGCAAUUUACACCGCCAGAUUGGGGAAUAAACUGAAUACACUUAAGACACAGUAAGUGGAUCUGUCCUGACAUUGUCUCCCCCUGUAAAAUAUUUACCAGAUGUACACAGCUUAUUGCACUACCAGGGAUUAGCGGGUAUUAGCAGGGAUUAAUCCAGUCAUGCUGGAGGACGGUUUUAAUUUUUAUUGCCAGGAAUAUAAACUGAAAUGGAUCUCGAAACAAGCCGCUAAAAAGUUUUAGGGUACAAGGUGUCCUGUAAAAGUGAGGAUCACACCAAUGGGCCGUUUAAGUUAUAAAUCAAAGCAAAUGGUUUCUAUUUGACAAGUAGAUGCUAUUGAGCCUUGAGUGUGAUAGACAGCUCCUGGAAUGUGUUGGAGCUCCUCUCUUUGUUUCUAUCACACUUGGCGCUGCACUGUUUUGUCUCAUUGAACUGUUUGCCACCAUUAAGUAGUUGAACAUUUAGUUGUUUACCAUUGAGUAGUUGACCAUUGAGCUGUUGACCAUUGAGCUGUUGACCAUUUAGUAUUUGACCAUUGAGCUGUUGACCAUUGAGCUGUUGACCAUUUAGCAUUUGACUAUUGAGCUGUUGACCAUUGAGCUGUUGACCAUUUAGCAUUUGACUAUUGAGCUGUUGACCAUUGAGCUGUUGACCAUUGAGCUGUUGACCAUUGAGCUGUUGACCAUUGAGCUGUUGACCAUUGAGCUGUUGACCAUUGAGCUGUUGACCAUUCAGUACUUGACCAUUUAGUUGUUGAACAUUGAGUGGUUAACCAUGUAGUAGUUAACCAUUUAGUAGUUGACCAUUGAGCUGUUGACCAUUUAGUUGUUGACCAUUUAGUUGUUGACCAUUUAGUUGUUGACAAUUUAGUUGUUGACUAUUUAGUUGUUGACCACUGAGUUGUUGAUGCUUCAGGUGCAUAGGAAACUGAUCUUUUUCAGCAUUCUUCUUCUUCUAAAUCCUACAACAUCUCUCACAAUCUGUCACAACUUAGGCAAAUAUUUAAUAGAAUUUUAAGAAUGUUACUGCACAAUACAAUUUUUAUGCCAGAAUCUGCCUCAUCAGCCAUCUGCCCACCUAGUGCCAAGUUUAAGAUUGGCAUAAUAUAUGACGAUUAAGGUGGUCAUAGUCUAUUUCGACUAUCUAUUCACCUUGCACCAUUACUGUUUUAAAUAAUUAACUUAGGAACAAAAUCUUGCACAUUAUAAAAAAAUAUUUUUUUUUAUAGAAAAGCAUUUCAAAUGUUUAUCUUUUAGAACAACCCUUGUAUUUAUCUUUACUUUUUGUGUGUUUGUUUCUGCAUGAUAUAUUCUUCUAUGUACAUAUGAUGACCAAUUAAAAUUAUUUAAAAAAUGUAGGAGUCCUAGUUAGGGGAAAUCAAAUUAUUAGUAGAAUUGUAAAUUUAGUACUUGAAGUGAAGUAAAGUGACAGAAGUAGUAGAAUUGUGUCAGUUAAAAUGUAGCUCUAGUACUUGUAGUGAAAUGACAGAAGUAGUAGAAUUGUGUCAGUUAAAAUGUAGUUCUAGUACUUGUAGUAAAGUGACAGAAGUAGUAGAAUUGUGUCAGUUAAAAAGUAGUUCUAGUACUUGUAGUGAAGUGACAGAAGUAGUAGAAUUGUGUCAGUUAAAAUGUAGUUCUAGUACUUGUAGUGAAGUGACAGAAGUAAUAGAAAUCCAUAUUAUGUAUCUGAUUUUUGAAUAUAAAGUUAAAACUUAUUUCAACAAAGAAAUGUUUACUGUAAAUAAUGCUAACUGGUAUUGGUGGUUUUUUUUUUGAGAGGGUGGGGGGUGUGGGGGGGGGAGGCAGUGCUGAGAAAGAAGACAAUGUCUUAGUAACUUUAUGUCCCUAAGGCUGACAGCACUUCUCACAGGUUGGGCAAUGCUUGAAUGGCAUUUACCUCCCUUUUCAAUCUGUUCUGAUAGUUCUAGGGCAACUUGAUCUCUGCACAUUUCAGGGAACUCUUGUGUCAAGGAGAUAAAAUGUAGCUCUUUUUUCAUCUUGAUGAAAUCAGGAGAAGGAAAAAAAAAGAAGUAUUUUAAGAAUGGGACACAGUGGGUUAGCUCAAUGUACAAGAAUUAAACCUCAAGAAUGUUAGAAAUGUUUUGUUGAAUCAUUGAGUUGGCCAUGACUCAGUUCAGUUUAGAGUCAAAUAAAUAACAAGUUUGGUCCACAAACCGUAAACUGUGGAAUAAGGGUACCAACAUUGAUACAUAUUCUGUUGAUGGUGUAACAAUAGGACUGUCUCAUCCAGUCUGUUGAGAGCUGCCGCUGUUCAUGAAUGCCAGUUUGUCUUACAUGAAUCUAUUCUUUCACUAACAUUGGACUUUUGUUUGGUCUUAGUUUAUAGGAACAAUUUUAUACAGAAAGGCAAGCUAUUGGACAUGCAGAGGCGUAGCUAAUGUUUUUUGCACCAAGGGAAAGAUUCAAUUACCCCCCACAAUUCUGGAACCCCUUAUUUUAUUCCAUAAAAUACCAUCAAAGCCCAAUUUUGGGGCCCCCAACUACUCUGGUGCACGUGGACAUUAGUCCACCCCCCCCCCCUUAGCUACACCUCUGUAAUCAUGACAACAAUUGGGGGCUCAUAGGAUUCCACAGUGCAUCAAAUGAAAACAUGUAGGCUUACAACAUUGACAUGGAAUAUAACAUAAAAAAUGUAGGCUUACAACAUUGAUAUGGAAUAUAACUUAUUUAUAUUAUAGAGGGCUUGAACUUUAAUAUUUACUUAAAAUAAUAUGUCUUAUGUGGACCAUGUGAAUGAUGUGGACCAUGUCAAUAAUGUGGAAUAAUGAAUUAUGUCGAGCUAGGGGUGGGGGGGGGGAAUGUAUUAAAUUUGAGAGGGGGUGCCAUGUUGCAAAAAAGGUUGAGAAGCCCUUGAAAUUUAGGGUUCGUAUUUGAAAUGUUUUAUUAACUUCUGACACAGUCCAACAAUAACAACAUAAGUUUUAUCAACUUCUGACAUAGCCCAACAAUAACAACAUAGGUUUUAUCAACUUCUGACAUAGCCCAACAAUAACAACAUAAGUUUUAUCAACUUCUGACACAGCCCAACAAUAACAACAUAGCUUUUAUCAACUUCUGACACAGUCCAACCAUAACAACAUAAGUUUUAUCAACUUCUGACAUAGCCCAACAAUAACAACAUAGGUUUUAUCAACAUCUGACACAGUCCAACAAUAACAACAUAGGUUUUAUCAACUUCUGACAUAGUCCAACAAUAACAACAUAGGUUUGUUUUAUCAACUUCUGACAUAGCCCAACAAUAACAACAUAGGUUUUAUCAACAUCUGACACAGUCCAACAAUAACAACAUAGGUUUUAUCAACUUCUGACAUAGUCCAACAAUAACAACAUAGGUUUUAUCAACUUCUGACACAGCCCAACAAUAACAACAUAGGUUUUAUCAACUUCUGACAUAGCCCAACAAUAACAACAUAGGUUUUAUCAACAUCUGACACAGUCCAACAAUAACAACAUAGGUUUUAUCAACUUCUGACAUAGUCCAACAAUAACAACAUAGGUUUUAUCAACUUCUGACACAGCCCAACAAUAACAACAUAGGUUUUAUCAACUUCUGACAUAGCCCAACAAUAAAAACAUAGGUUUUAUCAACUUCUGACACAACCCAACAGUAACAGCAUGGGUUUUAUCAGCUGGACCAACUUGGCUCACGUGUCAGGUACAGGACUAUUGUAUGUUUUCCCUCCAGCUCGAAGUCGCAACAAGAAAAAGAAGCCAGGGGAAGAAGGUGUGAAGGAGACGGUGUGUCCAAUCUGCAACGAUCGGGUCAUGGGGGCAGCAGACGAUCUCAACGCUCAUGUGGAAAUGUGUCUCAAACAGGUACCACACAUCUGGAAUGUGUUAUGUUGACUUGAAUCUGCCAUGAAUUAUGUAUCCUAGACAUUUAGUUUUGUUAAUUCCAAAUUUGUGUCAUCCAUCUUGACUGACGUUUAGUGGAUUUUAAAAAAUGUCCUUUUCAAAUUGUGUUGAACUUUUAUCUUGUUUUUUUUUUUUUUAAAAAUGUUCUCCAUUUUUUGUGUAUUUCUAUCAGAGAACCGAUGGGGAGGAGGAGCCUGUUGACGUGGAAGGCGAGUAUGAGGAGUAUGAAUGGGCGGGGCAAACCAGGGUCAGGGCCACCUCCAUGUUAGAGGGUGGAUUUUCUGGUAAGUUCAAAGAUGUCUCGAUCGGGUCCACCACCCUUUAAGAUGGAGGAUCUGCUACUGUUUCCUGAUCUCUAGCAAUGGUUAGGGUCACACGGUCCAAUGGUGUUGUGAGAGGACAUCGGCUCUCUUUGAUUAGAGAUUAAAAAAACAAAUGUUGAGUGUCGAUUGACACCUGACAUUACAAUUUUAACGAUAGUAUGCUGAUUAUAGCUGCUCUAUGGCAAAGUCAGAAAAUCUUUGGACCAAUCUGCUGACAAAGUGGGGUUUAGAAUCCCAGAAACUACCAGGCAUGUGUCAGAUCGUUUGACUGUGUCUCACUAUGAGCGCUAACUUAAACUGAAAUUGUAUGUUCUAGCUGUUUUGGUGCUAACCCUGACACAAUGCAAAUGAUCCUGUCAUUUACCGCUACCAGAAAUACUGAGCAAACAAAAUCUGUUUUUAACCUCAUUAAAAAUAUUGAAUUAUUUGCUGAAAUUAUAGCCUCUGACUCUAUUGGAAUGAGUUUAAAUUCAACGUUGGUUGCUUGUUUUCUGUUUCCUUCCAGGCCAGGGUUUUCAAACUACAAGGAAAGGUUCAGAUGAGGAUGGUGAGCUGAAUGUUGAUGGCGAUGACACAGAGGAAUAUGGAAAACCUCAGUAUCUUUUUCAACAUUUCAUAGAUGGGGUCCCAUUCAACAUGUCAUAGAUGGUUCUAUACAGCAUGUCAUAGUUGGUCCCAUUCAACAUGUCAUAAAUGGUCCCAUUUAAAAUAUCAUUAGAUGAUCCCAUUCAUCAUGCAUAGAUGGUCCCAUUCAACAUGUCAUAGAUGGUCCCAUUCUGUAUGUCAUAGAUGAUCCCAUUUAUCAUGUCAUAAUGGUCCCAUUCCAUAUGUCAUAGAUGGUCCCAUUCAACAUGUCAUAGAUGGUCCCAUUCAAAAUGUCAUAGAUGGUCCCAUUCAACAUGUCAUAGAUGGUCCCAUUCAACAUGUCAUAGAUGGUCCCACUCAACAUGUCAUAGAUGUUCCCAUUCAACAUGUCAUAGAUGGUCCCAUUCAACAUGUCAUAAUGGCCCCAUUCAACCUGUCAUAGAUGGUCCCAUUCAACAUGUCAUAGAUGUUCCCAUUCAACAUGUCAUAGAUGGUCCCAUUCUUAUGGGAACUCGUCAUAGCUCACAUUUUGAUGGAAAAUGAAAUUCAAACUUUGUGUAGCUGUAACCAGUCAAUGUACUUCUUUAAAGUUUUUCAAUACCGACUUCAUACUUCAAUCUAUGAACAAGUGUUUUGAAUCUAUGACAAAUGUCAUCUAGCAUGAAAAAGUAUUAGUUAACUGUCUGAAUGAGGGUUGAAUAUCUUAACUUGAUUAAGAUUUAGUGAAAAAGACAUUCUUCCACUUGGUUCUUCUGGCAACAGUCCUCAUAAUGAGAGCAGAGCAUCUAGAAUAUCGCUGCCUAUGGAGAGCAGGUAAAAGUCACUGAUAGGAUGUAAAAGUCACUGUGAUAGGAUGUUAAAGUCACUGCUAUGGUGUUAGCUAAAAUAAAAAGAUGUCUUGAUAUUAUAACACUACAGGUUCUCAGUUUAUGAAGAGAUGAUAAAUAUAUCAUGAUGAAUUAAGGUAUUUUGCAUUGAGCUUAUUUGUACAUUGCAGACAGUAAAAUAUCAAUAAAUGUUUUCUGUAGUUUGAAUUGGGGGCAUUGGAUGCAGGCAAACAUUUAUACAAAGUAAUUAGCUUGUUUUCUUUGUGUUUUGUCCCAUCAUCAGCUUCACCUCAAGGACAGACACUGUCAAUUCUGAUGGUAAGUUUUAGGAUUACUACUGUAGCUGCUGUCAACAUCUAAAAGAUUGUAUGAACUUACACAAUUAGGGAGAACUCAAAUAAUUUCAGUGUCUACAUAUUGUCUGAAAGUUUCUCUGGUCCCAAUGUCUGCAUACUGUCUGAGAGUUUCAUUGGUCUCAAUGUCUUCAUACUGUCUGAGAGUUCAUACUGUCUGAGAGUUUCAUUGGUCCCAAUGUCUUCAUACUGUCUGAAAGUUUCAUUGGUCCCAAUGUCUUCAUACUGUCUGAGAGUUUCAUUGGUGCCAAUUGAUUAUUAAAUUCACUAUUACUUGAGUUAGUAUUUUUCUUAAUACUAGCUAGUAAUUUCAGGCGUAUCACUUUCCCUUGAGCUGUGCUGUGGGCACUCUCUUGAUCUUGUCACUGGAUUAUACUAGAUGACGAUACUGUUGAAUGUAUUCUUUACAAGUUAUGGUGGUGGAACGGGUACUUUGUUGAGGGGUAGCACCUCUGAUUGUGCAGCAGUUGUUUUCCCUUGGGGUAGCUAAGCAAUCUUUUGCCCGCAAAUGGUGCUCAGCUCUCACCUGUGGCUCCAAGAAGCUGUAGCAUACACAGUGGCCACACCAUGGAAAACGGCUUCAACUAGCUUUCAAAACCAGGUAGAGGGUAGUCUUGGGUAAACAGGGCUUGUAGCCUGCAGCAUGUGAAGACUGCCUCUGGAGGAUUGCACAGAGGAAAAGCAGGAAUAGCAAUGCGAUGUGACUUACUUAGAGCAUGGCAAGAUAUGUGGUGUUCAUCCUUCGCAUGCAAAGAUGACCCAGGCUUCAUUACACGGUGAGGAUGCAGGUGGCUUGCCAGUCCUAUUUAUGCCUAGAAAGCUUUCCCGCAAUCGGGGCACACGUUGUUUUGGGUCCUUAAAGGAUUCGAGUCGAUUCUACUUUUCCUUGCAAUGCGCUGUCUUUGGGCAUGAGCCGUGGACUUAUUCUGUGAGGAAUGUGCUUUGAAAGUGAGUCUACCAUGCCAGCGUGCAUGGUCCGUGGCAAAUGUUUCCCACAAAUCAAGAUCAAUGUUCAUGGAAUAGAGUCAUGCUUUUAAACAGUCCUUGAAGUUUGAAGCGUUUUUUCUGCCCACCAAAGAAACUAAACCACUUUCACAAGAUGAGCCUCCAAAAAAUCUUCAACAUCAAAUGGCAGGACGGGAUACCAGACACUGAGGUACAUGCACAAGCAGGUCUCCUCGGUAUAAAGACCUUAUUAAUGCAGUCUCAGCUUCACUGGGCGGGCCAUGUUGCCGGAAUAUCAGACGACCGGUUGCCAAAAAGAAUAUUUUAUGGUGAACUCAAUCAGGGCAUGGGGGUUGCAGGAGGAGAGAAGAAACGCUUUAAGGACACACUGAAACUAUCCUUGAAAGCAUUUCUCAUUGGCCCGGACAUGUGGGAACAAUCCUCAAAGAAUAGAAACUCGGUGCACUCUUCCAUACACAAGGACUCAAUGCAACACGAGUCUGACAGAACAGCUUCUGCAGAACACAAGAGACAAGCCAGAAAAGCCCGAGUUAACUCUGUACCUAGAGUUGUCCCAUCCAUUUCCUGCGCCUUCUGCUCCAGGACAUUUCGUGCCAGAAUUGGUCUGAUCAGCCAUCUGCGCACUCGCAGAUUCAGCCCCAGCAGUUAGCUGAUAUUUAAAAGGGUCAUGAUCCACUUUCAACAGACGAACUACCACAAGUUAUAAAAUAACCAUUUAACAUAACGACAUCAUAUAUCUUUUUCUAUACAAAGAAAAUGUCUGCUUUCUUCCAUUAGAAAAAAUGUGUUACUACAUUCACUUGUAGUUGUGUAACUACAUUCACUUGUAGUUGUGUAACUACAUUCACUUGUAGUUGUGUAACUACAUUCACUUGUAGUUGUGUAACUACAUUCACUUGUAGUUGUGUAACUACAUUCACUUGUAGUUGUGUCACUAUAUUCACUUCUAGUUGUGUAACUAAAUUCACUUGUAGUUGUGUAACUACAUUCACUUGUAGUUGUGUCACUAUAUUCACUUCUAGUUGUGUAACUACAUUCACUUGUAGUUGUGUAACUACAUUCACUUGUAGUUGUGUAACUAAAUUCACUUGUAGUUGUGUAACUACAUUCACUUGUAGUUGUGUCACUAUAUUCACUUCUAGUUGUGUAACUACAUUCACUUGUAGUUGUGUAACUACAUUCACUUGUAGUGUGGCACACAUCACCUUUCAAUCACCAAUUCUGUUCCAACAUAUUUAAAAUGUUUAUUUUUUUUAUUUUCACUACUUUUAAACUAAAUCAUUCUUUCUGUCUACAGGUGGAUGCUGCAGUCAGUCAUCAGCAGCAUAUGAAGGAUUCGCUAUUUCCAACUGUGAUCAGGGGUCAGUCUAUUUAUAUCUCUUGUUAUAGGCAGUUUGUUCUACACGAACCAUUGUAAACAUUCUAUAGCAGUCUAUUAUUAUUGUGUUACUAUAGACAGUUUUUUCUACACCUAACACUGUAUAAACAUUCUAUAGACAGGAAAGAUUCUAUUUGACGUUCUACAACUGCCAUGACGUCAUGGCUCAGUGUUUUCUGAACCUAUGUAUUCUUCUUUUUUAAAGAGGUGAGGAACAAUCUGCAUUGAUAGCUGCACUGCGAAUGAAGCUGCGCGACCUUGAAGCUGAGAAAUCCUCUAAACAGAAAUGCCUGAUAUGCAUGGUAAAAACUUGAGACUAAAUUAGUCUACAAAAUAGCAGUCUCGUUUAAUCUCAUCUGUUGAUUUAACUAAUCUAUCUUGAUUGGAAAGCAUUUUUCACUAAAAAGCUAUCAGGCAACUUAACAGUGUCCUUGGUAGGACAACUCCAUAUUAAGAAUUGAUCCAAACUUUAAAUGGGUUAUUAAUAAUUUCAAACUUUAUGGCGGCUAUUUUUGUUUUCAUUUUACUUUUUGAAACUUUAUUUUGUCCUCUUUUUUUUUUUUGGUUGGGGGUGGGGGUCUAUUGAAGGCUUUAGGCAGCUGUUUUUUUAAAAGGACAUUUACGAAGCUUUCUCACACCCUGUGUUAGAUAUUACCUGAUAUCAUCUCUCUCACACCCUGUGUUUUAUAUUACCUGAUAUCUUCAUCUUUCUCACACCCUGUGUUAGAUAUUACCUGAUAUCAUCUUUCUCACACCCUGUGUUUUAUAUUACCUGAUAUCUUCAUCUUUCUCACACCCUGUGUUAGAUAUUACCUGAUAUCUUCAUCUUUCUCACACCCUGUGUUUUAUAUUACCUGAUAUCUUCAUCUUUCUCACACCCUGUGUUAGAUAUUACCUGAUAUCUUCAUCUUUCUCACACCCUGUGUUUUAUAUUACCUGAUAUCAUCAUCUUUCUCACACCCAGUGUUUUAUAUUACCUGAUAUCUUCAUCUUUCUCACACCCUGUGUUUUAUAUUACCUGAUAUCAUCAUCUUUCUCACACCCAGUGUUUUAUAUUACCUGAUAUCUUCAUCUUUCUCACACCCUGUGUUUUAUAUUACCUGAUAUCUUCAUCUUUCUCACACCCUGUGUUUGGUAUUUCCUGAUAUCUUUCUCAUACCCUGUGUUUGGUAUUGCCUUAUAUCCUUCUUACAUCAUGUGUUUGAUAUUUCCUUGUCUCUUUGUCUUGAACCAUCAAUAGUUUGUUGCUAACCAUUGGUCCCUUCCUCUAGGAGGCGUACAAGACUCCACUGACCUCCAUCCAGUGUUGGCAUGUUCACUGUGAGGCUUGCUGGAUGAGAACUCUGGUAAUUAAUGUGGUUAAUCGACAAUGACACUUAGACAUCUAAAUUAAGCCCUGUCAAUACCGGUAUCUUCAUGUGUUUCACUUUAGUGUAAUAAAUUAUAAUUAUGUAGGCAAUGAGCCUUUUCUGUCAAAGAAUGCAUUUUAAAAUUUAGUUGACAAAGUAAAAAUAAUUCAAAUUUUUUUUCAAAUGGAGAAAUCUUUUAAAAUUUAAAUACACUUUCUAAUACGGCUGAAACUAAAAUAAAAGAUGGGAAAGAAAAUAUUUUAGUUUGUAAUGCCAAAUUGUUUUGACUUUUUUCCCCAGGGAGCCAAAAAAUUGUGUCCGCAAUGUAACAUGAUCACGGCACCUAAUGAUUUACGAAGGGUUUACUUAUAGGACCAUCCUGGCGCAUGUGUGGGGCGACUGAAGCAGAUAGGACCAUCCUGGCGCAUGUGUGGGGCGACUGAAGCAGAUAGGACCAUCCUGGCGCAUGUGUGGGGCGACUGAAACAGAUAGGACCAUCCUGGUGCAUGUGUGGGGCGAAGGACCAUACUGCGGCAUGUGUGGGGAGACGAAAGCAGAUAGGACCACCCUGGCGCAUGUGUGGGGCGACUUAAACAGAUAGGACCAUCCUGGGGCAUGUGUGGGGCGACUGAAACAGAUAGGACCAUCCUGGCGCAUGUGUGGGGCGACUGAAACAGAUAGGACCAUCCUGGCGCAUGUGUGGGGCGACUGAAACAGAUACUGUAAAUAAUGUGUGUGUGUGGUCCACCUGAUAGUGGGGACAUAUGGGACCGUAAUGAGAGUUGUUCAUAUGAUUUUUAGCCCUUCAUUGUACAUAUGUCUGUAGUGAGCUGAUAACGAACAAUUGAAGAAUGGGUGCAUUGUGCCGGUACAGAGAUAGUUCAAGAUGUACAGGUAGAUAUUAUUUGUUCUGCAAGUUUUCAUGUUGGAAUUAUUCAGGUUUCAGAUUUGUAAUUUUUGGUAUUUGAUUCAAGAUUGUUGAUCAGUUUGCAUAGCUUACUUGUUGGAGUGUGGACUUUCUCAUUUUGUGGCCAUUGCAAUUGUGAUGUUUCAGUUUGCAUAUUUUUCUCUCAUGUACAUGCUUUGUUGAAACAGCGUUGUUGAAACAGCUUUAAAACAGCUUUGAAGAAACAGCUUUUCCUUUUUAGCAGUGGAUCUUUAACACGUUAAAAUAAUGAUCAACUGGCCAGAUUUUCAAACACUGUCACAUCUGCAGUGGACACCAUUCCUUUUUCAAUUAGAAUGUUGGUCUAAAAUUUUAUUUAAUGAACACAAUUCGGACCUUUUGCUGGUUAUAGGUACAUCUCUUUCAAUUUUCUAGUUGUAAAAUACAAAAUUAAAUGUUUAGGUUUAUCUUCCUUUGUUUCCCCUUGUAAUGUAUAUAACUUUAUCUUUGACACUGCUAUCCUAUAUUUUCCAUGUGAGGGUUCAGUUAUUGAACCUUAAUGUGUACUGAG
Molecule: messenger RNA, 11931 nt
Organism: Lymnaea stagnalis (great pond snail)
Lineage: Eukaryota; Metazoa; Mollusca; Gastropoda; Lymnaeidae
Source: the annotation of a GenBank genome assembly